AUGAGCAAGUACAAAAGCCCGGAACCUCUAAAUUUGUUAAUGGAUCCAGGCUCGCGAGUCAGAAACGAUAGUGGUCUGGAUCUCUCAGCAGCUGGUCGAGCCCUUGUCACUUUAGCCAGUCUUAUAGGCCAUCUUCUAGGGGCCCCGAUGACUGAUGAUUCCCAAACAUCAGAUUCUAGGCUUACUCAGGUUCAUUUGGAACCACUAUCUGCUGGAGCUACUAACUCAUCUUUUUCAUCCCUUCCUCUCGAAGUUUCCCGCGCUAAUGAUCAUGACAUGACGUCUGCUCAAUCUAUACUUCUUCAGGCUGGGCAGAAAAGGAAGCAUUCUGAAAUUGCCACUGAAAAAACUCGACAGAGAUCGACUCUCCAAGCAUCGAUUCUCUUCGAAACGGCUGUCCGACUUUCGGUAGUUUUUGCUCAUCUUCUUCAACCGGAGUUGUCCUGCACUCCAGGUCUAUUGUCCCAUCAGGCUGCAAUGUCAAGCUUUGACGUUGUUCCGCGUUCUGAAUCUCUUGAUCAUUCUGCUAACAUGCCCCAGAUGGCUGGCUACUCUUCCUCAGCUGGUUGGGCUGGCGGUCUAGCCUCGAAUAGAGGAAAUGGUACGGUUGCAGUAGGGCUGAAUGCGACGACUACUGGCGCGGUUGGAUCUGGAGGUGGAGGCGCCAUUGGUUUGAUUAGCGGUAAUUGGGCUGGGGGCAGCGCUGUUGUCGCAGGCCCUGGACUAGCGGGGCCUGGCGCAAGUCCUUUUGCCGAGCCUGGAGAUCGUGGAGGUGGGACUGGGGGGUUUGAGGUUGUCACUGGUCCUACCGUUCGGUUCACAGCAACAAUCGCCUCGGCCUUAAUCCGAAUUCGGGCGUAUGUUUAUGGAUUAAGCCUUGACAUGGCCAAUUUUAUCCAAAUUAUGCUAGUGGUACAUAUUCACGCCCUAUUUGAAAUCAGCUCUGCAGCUAAGGCUUAUGUUAGGGAUCUCUGUCACUGCUUGGAUGCUCUUCGGUGUUCAACUUAUCAUGGCUUAGGCCUCGUAAUCGGAAUUUAUUACUAUUACGCUCAAUAG
Messenger RNA from Protopolystoma xenopodis, 1056 nucleotides. The record is from the annotation of a GenBank genome assembly. NCBI's taxonomy places the organism in Eukaryota, Metazoa, Platyhelminthes, Monogenea, Polystomatidea, Polystomatidae.